UCUCGGUUGGAGUUGGUGAUUAAGGUUUGGGUGGAGGGAGACCGUGCAGUCGCAGUGACAAGUGACAAGUUAUUCCCAAUGACACGCUAAUCGAGUGCAACCGGUCUUUCCUGUUUUAAAAUCCUCUCUCCUUCCCCGUCUCCCCACCUCAACUUCUAACCCAUUUCCUUCUUUCCCUCACUUGCACUGCACCCACAGCUUCUAUGUACCCAGACACCCAUUUCCCCACACAGAUGAUCAUCUCUGAUCCUCUCCGUCUCCCCUUCGACAGGAGACUAGGCGUCAUGGAUUCCCUCAUCUGCAACUUACCCACUGCCAUUCCUUUCAUGGCCCAAGACUGUGUAACUUCCUCCUCCUCCUCCUUUCAGACGCUCCACCCAAACGAAUAUGACGAAGCAGAAGAAGAAGAAGAGCCCAUUCUGAGCCUCAGACCACCCGGUGAAAGGCGCCCCAAACACUCAUACCCGCCGGGUGUGCCGGGUGUGCACUCAUACCCACCGGAUGUGCACUUCCACAGGUCGGAUGCGCACUCAUACCCGCCGGAUGUGCACUUCCACAGGUCGGAUGUGCACUCACACCCGCCGGGUGAAGAGCACAGACAUCAGCCCGGUGGAGAGCAUUCCAGAGUGACGGUUGCCUUACAGGUUGGUCCUCCGUCAGUCUCAGAAGUUGAGGGGGCGGAGGAACGGGUCGGAGAGUAUUGGAUCCCCACACCGGCGCAAAUUCUGGUGGGACCGACGCAGUUUUCAUGCGUCGUCUGCAAUAAGACGUUCAACCGUUACAACAAUAUGCAGAUGCAUAUGUGGGGACAUGGAUCGCAGUACAGAAAGGGCCCUGAAUCGUUGCGAGGAACAAACCCUUCGGCUAUUUUGAGACUCCCUUGUUAUUGUCCUGCACAGGGUUGCAGGAACAAUAUUCACCACCCGCGUUCGAAGCCCCUGAAGGACUUCCGGACGCUUCAGACCCAUUACAAAAGGAAGCACGGGACCAUGAUGAAGGCCUUUUCCUGUGGGAAAUGCAGCAAGGCGUUUGCUGUUCGAGGGGACUGGAGAACCCAUGAGAAGAAUUGUGGAAAACUUUGGCUUUGCAUUUGUGGGUCGGAUUUUAAGCAUAAACGGUCUCUGAAAGACCAUAUUCGGGCUUUUGGGAACGCCCAUGCGCCUCAUGAGCUUCGGUACUGCAGUAAUGACGCUGCUGCUUCGCCUUCUGAUGAUUCUUCCAGUGCUUCUCCUUAGCCCUAAGUUUUUUUGUGUAGUACUGUUCAUAAUUCUACUGCAUAGUCCGAUCGGAAUUCCCUGUAUAUUUCGUGGGAAGGAUCCAGAGCAAUGUAAAGAAGCUUUUAGAGCUUGGUUUUUUCAUGUUUAUUUUUAAUACAGAGACGCCUUAUUUCUUUC
Messenger RNA from Cryptomeria japonica (Japanese cedar), 1394 nucleotides. RefSeq names its product zinc finger protein WIP6. The transcript has 2 exons. Lineage: Eukaryota; Viridiplantae; Streptophyta; Pinopsida; Cupressales; Cupressaceae. Gene Ontology annotation, molecular function: DNA-binding transcription factor activity. The record is from RefSeq and is a predicted model, not a curated record. Bases 204 to 1235 code for a protein of 343 amino acids. Gene Ontology annotation, biological process: anatomical structure development; regulation of gene expression. Gene Ontology annotation, cellular component: nucleus.